Paramisgurnus dabryanus is the source of this 3193-nucleotide messenger RNA. The record is from RefSeq and is a predicted model, not a curated record. NCBI's taxonomy places the organism in Eukaryota, Metazoa, Chordata, Actinopteri, Cypriniformes, Cobitidae.
AGAAGACACAGUUCAAUCUAACAUGAAUAACUGAUAUGAACUGGUCUUGCUGGAAGAUUUAUGCAUCAAAAAUGAAAUUCGUCUAUGCUGUGUGCAUCUGGAUUUGUCUGUCAGGGUUUGGACAUUCAGCUGCUGAUGGGAGGGUCAUUAACAAACAUGAAGGAGAUCAAGUCACAAUUACGUGUACUCCUGUUCCGGAUUCAGAAAACAAAAAGUAUUUCUGCAAACAUCCAUGUAAAGAUAAAGAUAAAGACACUAUAGUAUCAUCUGAUCGGCCUUCUAACGGGAGAUUCAGUCUGAAAUAUUAUGGAAAAGGAAAGUUUACAGUGACCAUCACUGAUCUACGGGUGUCAGACUCUGCGAAUUACUGGUGUGGAGUGGAGCUAGUAGGUAGAGUAGACGGAUCUGAAAAGGUCAAACUGACAGUAUCUAAAGGUGUUAAGAGCGCUAUUACCACUUAUACAACUGUCAUGCCAGCAAUCACCACAUCUGGUUUAAAAUGCAUGGGAAUUUCAUGUAUACAAAAUCUCCUUGACCAGAUAGAGAAUAUUACCAUUGUCAAUUUAACGGAUGUGACCAUGGUCAUGGAUAUGGUCUUCAGCACUUCAGAGAAGAUAAACACAUCAUCAGAUGACCAAAAGAAACUAGUGUCAGAUGUGUUAAAAGCCAGUGAGAAGCUUGUGUCAAAGUUGGUGAAGCCAACAAACACCUAUGGCAAUGUCAGUUUCACUCGUGCAGCUGUGGAGGGGCAAGUGUUUAUGGUUGGACCAAAGGCCAACCUUGAUAAAAUCCCUCGGCUCAACACAUUAAAUGCUUCUAUAGACAUCGAUCUUAUUGGGAUCGCCAGGAACAAUUUUAAUUCAGCUGCUGUGGCUUUCAUGAGCUACAACACAAUGGAGAAUCUACUGAAACCAGACUUCUUCAACACAUCAGAUGACACAGUUAAAACCAUGAUGUCCACUGUCAUCUCUGCUACUCUUCCUGAAACCACCAACACAACCCUCACCAAACCAGUCAACUUCACCCUCAAACACAUCAGAGAGAUAAACAACAGUGGAAAUCUUUCCUGUGUGUACUGGAACAUCACUGAGUGGAUUGUAGAUGGUUGUUCUGUGGUAAAGAUCAACAGCAGCUUCACUGUGUGUUCAUGUCGUCACCUCUCAACAUUCGCUCUCAUCAUGCAAACCAGACCAUCAGAGGAUAAUAGUCAGCGGAUGGAGUCGAUGAAUAUGGUGUUUGUGAUCGUGGGUCUGGUGUUUACUAGUUUGGCUCUGUUGACUUUUGCUUUCUGUCGAUGGAAACCUGGAGUGAACAAUGUUGCUCGAAUCAACCUCUGCAUCAGUCUGCUGUCUGCUCAUCUUCUGUUCUUACUCACACAACAAUUCAUCAAUCUCAUAAAACCUCACAAGGAGUUGUGUGCUGUGAUAUCAGGAGCUCUUCACUUCUUCUUUCUCUCCUGCUUUGUGUGGAUGUUCAUUGAAGCUGUGCUGCUCUUCAUCUGUGUGAAGAACAUAUCACAGAUCAGCUCCAGACAGAGGGCGAUGCUUAACAAGGGAUUCUUGAUUGUGAUUGGUUAUGCGAUUGAUUUUGUUAUAGUAGGCGUGUCUGCUGGACUGGUUCCUGAAGGCUACGGCAGUGAAAAAUGUUGGAUUAAACAGGAGAAAGGCUUCGUCUGGAGUUUUCUGGGACCGGUUUGCUUCAUUCUUGCAAUUAACACGAUUAUCUUCAUCAGUAUCUUCAUCAGUCUGAACUUAACUCUCAAAAACCUCAACCUUGAUGUUUCACACAUGAGACAAACCAAGAUUACGGUUUUUAAAACUCUGGCCCAGUUUGUGAUUUUUGGUUGUCCCUGGAUUCUGGGUCUCUUCAGUAUACACAGUAAGAUGAUGGAGAUUCUCUUCCUGAUCCUGAACUCACAGCAAGGAACCUUCAUCUUCCUGGUCUUCUGUGUUCUCAAUAAUGAGGUCAGACAGCAGUAUGUGAAGUGGAUGAGAGCUGUCUUUCCCGGACUCGAACCAAAUACCUUAUAAAAUGCCCCUAUCCCCAAAAAAUGAUUACAGUUAAAUAGAACUACAGAUAAAAGUUUAUGUAGUCAUAGUCUUAUUUUCUGUACAUGUUAUUGAUAAACAUUCCAUACUUUAUACAAUAAUGCAGAAAUACAGUCUUCAUGUAAAUACAAUAUUUACUCGUGUAAAGGGAACAAUAUUUAAAACUGCUAGUAACCUCAGGUGUGUUUCACUUAAUAUGACACUGAGCAGAUCGAUCGCUACAGUAUUUCGAAAGCUCAUUUGGCCCUACCAAUAAGCAACAUAAGCCGUUGCAUAAGCCCCCUUUGCUGUGCAUGAAAAUAAAAUGUACUAGCUAUGUACCACUUAUUUGCGUCUGUCAAUCACGCAUUAGCAUAAACUGUGCAAAGCUUAAUAAUGAAACCAGUCUGGCGCAGAUAUGAAAGAGGAUGAGGAAAGAAAGGAGCAAGAGAAGGGUGUUGAAUUAACAAGAUAUGUAAAACAUUGUUGAAAAUACUUGUAACUGUGGUUCUGUACAAUGACCAAUUGCUUAUUAAACAUACUAAAUGGUGUUUUAUUUUUAUAAAAUUUAUAAAAUACCUGAUGUGUUUUGUCAAGGUUAGGGGUUAGUGUGGAAGGGGACAGAAUAUAAUUUGCACAGUUAAAAGCUUUACGUCUGUGGAGAAUCCUCAUGAACCAUGUGUGUGUGUGUGUGUGUGCACUUUUGAAGUAUUUGAAGUAUUGUAUGUUUUCUAAAUACAUUGAUGUAGCAUGCAAAAUGUAAUUAUAUUGUGUUGUUGUUAAUCUGAUAUUGUCAGAUUGUCUUUGUGAUAUAAUCUGUGCAAUGUUAGUAUUUUGUGUACAUUAGAUGAUGGGGGGCCUCAUUUUGAAAUCUGCUUAGGGCCCCUAAAAAGCUAGGGCCCGCCCUGCAUAAUAAUAUAACGUUGAGAUCGUUUCCCCAGCAAUGCUGCAUCGAACUUUGUUUAUUAAGCAGCGAGUAACAUUGUAGUUCAGGAAACAUCCUGCAUUGAUAGCACAGCUCUGAUUGGUAUUAUUGAGUGCAUGAACCACAUGACUGUGUUGUGUCGCAUCUCUGUUUUUAAAUAACUUUGGUCCUAAUAAAAUAAAAUACAAUAAUGAUUUAUUUUUAUUGUUAAUUAAUUCUUAAUAAAUAGAGUGAGAAAUCA